This is a messenger RNA of Botrytis porri, 1151 nucleotides long. RefSeq lists its product as uncharacterized. The record is from RefSeq and is a predicted model, not a curated record. NCBI's taxonomy places the organism in Eukaryota, Fungi, Ascomycota, Leotiomycetes, Helotiales, Sclerotiniaceae. The transcript is spliced from 2 exons. The coding region runs from base 268 to 873 and encodes 201 amino acids. Gene Ontology annotation, biological process: iron-sulfur cluster assembly.
AUCCCACUUCGCUUUAUCGAUAAAGGGAAUUUGAUAAACUUCUUGGUCAUUAUCACAUAUCCAUUCAAGGACUCAAGACACCAUAGCUCAAACUUCUGCAUCUCUAACCUGCAAUCCAUUCAACAACCCGCUGUCUAUCGAUUCGCAAGUCUAGCUGAAUAUAUUUACCCCGAGUCACAACGUUGAACUCGUCAGGUAUCCAACUUACACAGGAAAACCAUUCCUUUGAGAUAGCAGAGCCCUAAGUGGCCCCCAAACCAGCCCAAUAUGGCAUCGGCAGACAACGCGAAUCCUACGAUCUUGAAUGUGUCUGAAAUAUCACGUCGAAGAGAAAAGCGCCAGGUUCGAGAUUAUUCGGCCAAGAAACAUGGUAUACAGAGCAUAUUGAUGGCAAAACCCACCUAUGCACUGGAUCCUUUUUAUAUGUCAGAUUUCUCAGAUGAAGACUCGGAUGAUUCUGGCUUAGAGCCAAUAGAUGAACAGGAAAUCUAUGACUUGAUUGCACCAAUCUCCGACCCCGAGCACCCUCUUUCGUUGGAGUCUCUCGGAGUAGUUAAGCUUGAGGAUGUUCAUCUUGUUUCGCCUCCCGAUCUUACAAACCCGGCAGCACUGUCUCGCGUACUGGUCGAAUUGACGCCAACGGUUUCACAUUGCUCCCUAGCAACUGUUAUUGGACUUGGCGUUCGAGUACGUCUGGAACAAGCUCUUCCGCCAGGAUAUCGAGUCGAGGUCAAGAUUAAGAAGGAUACACACAGUCAGGCCAAUGAAGUCAACAAGCAACUGGCUGACAAGGAGCGUGUUGCGGCUGCCCUCGAGAAUGAUAAUCUCAUGAAUUUGUUAAGGAAAAUGAUGAAAACCUGUCUUGAUGGCUGAUGAUAUCAUAACGACAGACAUAAAAUUUCCAUGAAACCGCUUUAGCCAGUGCAGGGAAUUCCUCGUUACGAGGAUGAUCGGGAAGACCGUUGCCAUAUACGAGAUCACUUCCGCAAUACUCUGAUACUUUUCAAAGUCUCGCAGAUUCGUCCCCAAUUAAUGAACUACGAAUGUGGAGUAUGAUCACAAAAAUCCAUUUUAAGUACUACAUAUCGAUUUUGGCAUAUGCAUGUGCAUGUGCGUGUAAUACCACAAUACAGGUACUGUGCUCAUCAAAG